AUGUUUGAUAGUGCUAUAUAUUAUCAUCGUGCAUUUUUCCAUUUGGAAUUAAUUGACAGAAGCUACAAGUAUUGUCCUUUACCACCUGAAUGGGAAAAAACUGAGAAGAUUAAUGAAUUCUUAGAACAAUUUUACAAUGUCACUUGUAGUUUCUCUAGAACUGAGUAUCCCACAUCUAAUUUGUAUUUUCCAUCAGUGUAUUCUUGUAAUUUUUCAUUGAAAACAGCAAAGGAGAGUGAUGAUUCAUAUCUAUCAAGUAUGGGCAAUUUAAUGACUGAGAAAUUUGAGAAGUACUGGAAAGACUUCAGUAUAAUAUUGGCCAUUGCAGUGGUUCUUGAUCCUCGUUACAAGUUUAAUUUUGUGGAUUAUGCAUAUACCAAAGUUUAUGGUGUAAAGGGAUCACCACAAUUUCUUGAGGACUUUCAUUCUUUUGAAAAUCAAGAACAAGCAGCUACACAAAAAUCUGAAUUGGAACUUUAUUUAGAUGAACAAAGAUUAAGUAUCAAUGUAGAUUGUGAUAUUCUUGACUAUUGGAAAGGAAAUCCAUUUCAAUAUCCUGAGCUUGCUGCUAUGGCUCGUGAUGUUUUGAGCAUUCCUAUAUCUGCUAUUGCCUCAAAAGCUGCAUUUAGUGUGGGUGGUCAGGUUGAACUUCAAAUUUUGAAACUGCCUAGCAAUGGGGAUUGA
Molecule: messenger RNA, 684 nt
Organism: Humulus lupulus (European hop)
Lineage: Eukaryota; Viridiplantae; Streptophyta; Magnoliopsida; Rosales; Cannabaceae
Product: zinc finger BED domain-containing protein RICESLEEPER 4-like
Exons: 3
Coding region: 1-684 (227 amino acids)
Molecular function (GO): protein dimerization activity; DNA binding
Source: RefSeq, a predicted model, not a curated record